CUGGUUUCUUCGUCUUACCAAUCUUUGAUUGCAGAUUAUCCGGUAUUCAUUUUAUGGCAUGAAGGAGGCGUUUGGUUUUGCACCUUCAUUGCUCCUAUGGCUAAGGUAUAGCACAUUCCUCUUGCUGUAUGUAACAGGCAUCACUAGUGAAGUUGGUUUAGUCUAUCUGGCUCUUCCUUACAUGAAGGAAUCUGGGAAGUAUUCUUUUAGAAUGCCAAACAAAUGGAACUUUUCUUUCGAUUACCUCUAUGGAGCGAUGCUUAUUCUUGCAAUCUACGUGCCAGGAAGUCCACACAUGUACCGCUACAUGCUUGUUCAGAGGUCAAAAGCUCUCUCAAAAUCCAAAAAAGAGUAGGAAAAAAUGAAGUUAAUGUUAUUCUCGGGUUCAGUUUGUCUUAAUUCAGUGUACUUUCCGCAUAUUUAUCCUUAAUUUUCAUUUUUGAUCCUUAAUUUUUAUUUUUGAUUGGCUUAGUCUUGUUAAGGACAUUUUGUUUCCUCCCUUAAUACAUUUGUCUACCGAAACUCUUAAUCAA
Cucurbita pepo subsp. pepo (vegetable marrow) is the source of this 533-nucleotide messenger RNA. The record is from RefSeq and is a predicted model, not a curated record. Lineage: Eukaryota; Viridiplantae; Streptophyta; Magnoliopsida; Cucurbitales; Cucurbitaceae.